CAGUAGGAAGCUUCGGGCAGAGAGAGACAUUGUUGACGUUUUGUUUUGAUCGCUUUUGUCUUGAUUUUGGGACAUUACACCGACAUCAUCCGCUGAUCUAAAGCCUGCUCUUCGACUCUGCCAUCACGCCUCAGUGCGGGAGGAUCCAGCAAAGAUGAAAUGGAUGUUUAAAGAGGACCAUUCCCUCGAGCACCGAUGUGUGGAGUCAGCCAAAAUACGCAACAAAUAUCCUGACAGAGUACCGGUGAUAGUGGAGAAAGUUUCGGGCUCUCAGAUAGUGGACAUUGAUAAGAGGAAGUACCUGGUGCCCUCUGACAUCACAGUGGCCCAGUUCAUGUGGAUCAUCAGGAAACGCAUCCAGUUGCCUUCAGAGAAAGCCAUCUUCCUCUUUGUCGAUAAAACUGUCCCCCAAUCCAGUCUGACUAUGGGCCAGCUGUACGAUAAGGAGAAGGACGAGGACGGCUUUCUGUACGUGGCCUACAGCGGAGAAAACACCUUUGGUUACAAGGCCUUUUAUACAACAAGGGGUUAACGCCACACACACAUACACACACACACACACACACACACACACACACACGCAAUGACACAAUAGGGCCCGACAUACACUGGUGCACGAUGUUUCAAACAUUGGCCUUUUCACGUGUAACAAAA
Messenger RNA from Sebastes umbrosus (honeycomb rockfish), 654 nucleotides. RefSeq names its product GABA(A) receptor-associated protein like 2 (gene gabarapl2). The transcript is spliced from 4 exons. Gene Ontology annotation, molecular function: ubiquitin protein ligase binding. Gene Ontology annotation, biological process: autophagosome assembly; macroautophagy; autophagy of mitochondrion. The record is from RefSeq and is a predicted model, not a curated record. Bases 155 to 532 code for a protein of 125 amino acids. Gene Ontology annotation, cellular component: cytosol; autophagosome membrane; autophagosome. NCBI's taxonomy places the organism in Eukaryota, Metazoa, Chordata, Actinopteri, Perciformes, Sebastidae.